Messenger RNA from Diaporthe citri, 348 nucleotides. RefSeq lists its product as uncharacterized. Lineage: Eukaryota; Fungi; Ascomycota; Sordariomycetes; Diaporthales; Diaporthaceae. The transcript has 3 exons. Bases 1 to 348 code for a protein of 115 amino acids. The record is from RefSeq and is a predicted model, not a curated record.
AUGAGCUCCCUAACCCCCAACACCUACCGCCGGUACAAGAUGGGCACUGAGGCCAUGUUCAGUCGGCUCUUGGAGGCUCUGGACAAGACUGGCAUAACUCUGGACACAAGACUGGAGGAUACUAGCAUCAGACACCUCCUCAACCUUGCAUCUCGAGCCCAGAGAUCGGGUGCGUCGAUGCCGUACGAAGUUCUCCACUCACUUGAGGAUGCGCUCAAGAUACGAAGGCAUCAUGGGUUUGCUCUGACUUCCAAGCCGCAUCUAGAGAGCUGCUUCCUGGUGGUCCACAUGAGUUCACAGGAUGAGCCUGGUCCGCAUCAAUCCAGGAGCACCAUUCCCUUGCGAUAG